CCCCAGCUCUCCCUCCCCUUUCCUCUCGUCUUCCCUCCCUCUUCUCUCUUCCCUUCUUUUUUUACCCGUCGCCGCUCCAUCGAACUCCCACCCCAUUUUUAUCGCCGAGCCAUCCACCCACGCCCCCACAAACUCCCGAUAACAAUCUCGUUCCAAAUUAUGUCGAGCAUGACUUCCCGGAAGAGAAAGCAAGAAGAGGAGGAGGAGGAGGAGCUCGUUGCUCUCCCCAGCGAUGAGAGCGAAGAGGAAGAAGAGUACGUAACGGACGGUGACGAAGAGGAUGACGCCGACGACGUUGAGGAGGAGGACGAGGAGUACGACGAGGACGACGAGCCUGAAGAUGAAGAGAACGGCACGAAGCCCAAAGCCCCAGUCCCCGCACCGGUUCAGGCUCCUCCCAAAAAGAAGCUGAAGACGGUUGACGCCCCGACCGAACCCGUCCCCGUCGUCAAUGACGGCGAAGAGGAAGGCGGUGAAGGUGACGAAGAGGAGUUCGACGAGGACGGUGCGGAGGUCGACGAUGAGGACGAGCUAGAAGAGGAAGAGGAGGACGGGUAUGACGAUGAAGGCGAAGGCGAAGACAAUGAGACCAACGGUGUCGUCCUGCCCAAGAAGGUGGUGGUCGAGGUCGACACGGUCACUAACGGCAAGGCCAAGACAGCAACCGAAGUGGCCGCCAAUGGCAACGGUGUCGAGGCCGAGCAUUGAGCUUCUUUUCCUCGCCCGUCAACCCUCGCUUCACCUCAUCUCGUCUCGUCUCAGGCUGGGGCAACUCGCUGUCACAUACCACUAUCCGGGCUCUUGCUCACGUAGUGACGGUGAGCAGCUACGGGCGCACGCAUUGCCAGCCUGGUGUCCUCUUCGUUCUGAUGUGUUUCGGACCCUCCUUAUCU
Messenger RNA from Durotheca rogersii, 893 nucleotides. RefSeq lists its product as uncharacterized. The record is from RefSeq and is a predicted model, not a curated record. NCBI's taxonomy places the organism in Eukaryota, Fungi, Ascomycota, Sordariomycetes, Xylariales, Xylariaceae. Bases 160 to 708 code for a protein of 182 amino acids. The transcript has 3 exons.